Molecule: messenger RNA, 8530 nt
Organism: Chilo suppressalis (striped riceborer)
Lineage: Eukaryota; Metazoa; Arthropoda; Insecta; Lepidoptera; Crambidae
Source: the annotation of a GenBank genome assembly
CGUACAGAUUUUUUACCGAGAACAUGUAAUUAAUUAUAUGGGCGCUUCCUUACUGAGUCCUUUCGGUACAGAUUUUUUACCGAACGCAUACACACCUCUCUGUAUCGACUGCUACCGAAUAACUCGACUCACCCUUCCGAAGUGACGGCAAUAUAUCAAAUGACAAACACCAAAACGAUACCGCACCAACGAUACUGUACAAACAAAACAAAACGAUACCGCACCGAAACGGAGCCAGUCAAGAAGUGUUCUCAGUAAAGAAUCUGUACAGAUUCGGUACAGAAACGAUAACGAGACGAUACGAUGAGGAAGGCGCCUAAAGAAGGCAGAGACGAAGUUUGUGUGAACGCGAAGUGGCGGCUUUUUUUGUAUCAGGAGAUAUGCGUGACGCAUACCCCGCCGCUACGUAGGGCGACGAGGUUAUGUGGGACUCUUUAGCCCACCCAUUCAGCCAACCGUAAGGCUUGCUCAACGGCUGCUCGGGAUGGGGGGCCCUGCCCACUCAAAGUCUGGGAUGUGCCUUCUCCUUGCCGGUGACGACGAUGUUGUUGGGAAUCAACCAAGCCGAGCAGAGAAAUGUUUCUAUUGGUGGAGACAGACCGCCAGUGCUCACACACUCACGUGCACUUCAUUAAGCUUUGCCUCUAUGCCUUCUUUACUCAUUUGGUAUUAAUAAGUCAUCUGUUAUCUGAACAACGCGUAGCCGCGUCCGUCCGUCCGCCGCGUCGUCGGUCGUUCGCGAGCUCGACGUCAGUUGUGUAGUGAACACUUGAUUACUAAUAUCAUGUCUAUAGAUACGCUAGUCAUAUCCGUUAGAUAUGCAAUAAUAAAUAAUUUUUAUCAAAAUAUGUUUAUAUGAGAUGUAGUUACGAAAUAAAUAGUGUGUGUUAUGUUUUUUGAAACUGUAAGUGAAAAGUGAUUUUGAUUCUCAUCAGUUAUAAGUUCAAUAGUUUAGUUUUAAAUAGGUGAAUGAUGAGGAAAAUAGAGGUUUUCGUUUUGUAAUAUGUGUGCUGUUUUGGAAUAUGGGAUAUUAUUAUCUGUGAAACACUUGUGAAAAUGUAGACGCGAUAAGCAGAUUUAUUGACUGUUGCUUUCAAUAAUAAAUUAAAUAAAAGAAAUGCUGCGGCUAAGGAAAGUAGCUCAUCGUGCCUGUUUCUUCGUCAGUAGGACAGUUUAUAUGACAUGUUGCUGUGGCUGCUGCUCAGCUCUUCGUCCUCGGUACAAGCGGCUGGUGGACAACAUCUUCCCAGCGUCCCCCCAAGAUGGGUUGGUCAAGUCCAAUAUGGAGAAGCUCACGUUUUACUCGCUUUCCAGUCCAGAGAAGCUGGACAGGAUCGGCGAGUAUCUGUUCCAGAAAGCGUCCAGGGAUAUAUAUAGAAGGAGACAUGGAUUCGUGAUAAUAGCCAUGGAGGCGAUGGACCAGCUCCUGGUCGCGUGUCACGCGCAGACCCUAAACUUGUUCGUGGAGAGCUUCCUCAAGAUGGUGCAGAAACUGCUGGAGUCCACGGACCCUCAGUUGCAAAUACUGGCGACGCAGAGUUUCGUUCGUUUCGCGAACAUAGAAGAGGACACGCCAUCGUACCAUCGCCGCUACGAUUUCUUCGUAUCCAAGUUUUCCGCAAUGUGCCACAGCAACCACAGCGACGUCGUCGCCAGGGACAAAAUCAGACUGGCAGGCAUACAGGGGCUGCAGGGUGUAAUCAGGAAAACUGUAUCAGACGACCUGGUUGAAAAUAUAUGGGAAGCUCAACAUAUGGAUAAGAUUGUUCCCUCUUUGCUCUACAAUAUGCAGGCGGCCGAGAAGUACGAAACCGUGUCUUGCAUGGAGACGGACACUAGAGACGGGGCGGAGGACAGUCCGCCGCGUCUAGCCGAAGCCUGCUUGAGGGAGCUAGUGGGGCGCGCCUCGUUCGGGCACAUACGGAGCGUGCUUCGGCCCGUGCUCACGCAUUUCGAUCGCCACGAACUGUGGGUGCCUAACGAUUUCGCAGUGCACACAUUCAAGAUAAUCAUGUUUUCUAUUCAGGCUCAAUACUCGUACAGUGUUGUGGAAGCGUUGAUGCAACAUUUGGACGCGGGCGGUACGAGCGCGGGCCAACCGCGCGUUCGAGCCGCGCGCGCCGCCGUCCUGAGCAACAUCGUCGCUAUAGCGGCUGCCGACUCUGUGGGACCUUCGGUGUUGGAGAUAAUCAACAAUUUGUUGACAAACUUGAGAGCUUCCGUAGCGAGAGAUUCAGAGAAAGAAACCGACGAGAAACUAUACCAGGAUGCGCUUAUAAACGCGUUGGGUGAAUUUGCGGAUCAUUUACCCGAUUUCCAGAAGAUCGACAUCAUGAUGUUUAUCGUAAGCAAGGUGCCGAGCUCGCAGCGCGGCAAAGGGGCGCGGCCCGACGCCAUGCUGCAAACUAUAUUGUUGAAAUCGUUACUCAAAGUCGGCACCACCUACAGGACUACAGAGUUCAGCAAGGCUUUCCCCGCCGCCUUCCUCGAAGCGUUACUUCGCGUUUCAAGUGCUGGCGAGCCGGCUACUAGAGCUUUACUACAACGAAUCCUGCAUACGCUCCUUGACAGGAGGGGAAAUGCGCCUCAUCUCAUUGUGCCCACUGUUGAUUAUGCUGAGCUCGGCCUUGCAGUAGAGAAGUGUUCUCGACAGGACAUGAUCUUCAUCAGCAAGCACGGCUUCGCGAUAUACAGCUCUCUGUAUGAUGGAUUGCAAUUGGAAUCGAACACGCUCGAGAACGUAGAAGCUAUUUAUACGACCCUCGCGUUGCUGUGCAUCGAGCUGGCAUCAGAGGAGACACUGUGCGACAUAUUGCAGCUGAUUUUAGCGAUUCAACAAUCGGCUCUAUCCAACCCUGUUUUAAGCGUGGCUCAGCAAUGCCAGCUGCAAGCAUUGGUGGCGGCCCUGGCGGCUUUACUGCCCCACGUUAUGCCUUUGCCUCGGCUACAGGAAUACGUACGAAAGAUCAUCGAAGCCCGCGCCUCGGACGGCCCACAGUUGCUGCCUCCACUUCGCCGCGAGUAUCCGAACCUUGCACCGGCCGAUAUGCCCGCAAGCAUGCCGUUCCUCAUGUUCGAUCAAAUGGCGAUUUGCGAGUGCGUGAAAGCCAGUGGAUUGGAUGUGUCGAGACUUCAAGCGGCGGCGCCCUACGCUGGGGGCGCAGCCCUAGGCAUUGGUCCUCAUAGACACAGUUGGGUAGAAGCAGGUGCCGCUCAAGGGCGAGACAGUUUGGCCGAUAUCACGGGACCAGUCGCGGAAUUGGAUAGCGCUAACAGUUCACCGGGAGUGCAAAGGCAUCCAAUGCAAUCGGAAAGCGUAAGCCUGGAGGCUUUGAGGCGUGCAGCCACGGGCCCUACCGAAGCAGAGAGACGGGAAGCGGAAAGACGCAAGGCUACUUUAAACAACGCCUUCCGCACCGCCCCGUUCAACACCCUCCUCACUUUGACGCAACCUAAGUACGAGAUAAAAGACAAACUGGAGGAGAUCUUCAACUCCAUAUCGGAAGAACCGUUACUGCCCACAUCCGGUUCCUGCUCACCGGGCGGUAACACCAAAACGUAUUCGCAAAACGUACCACCGUACACAAAAUACUUCCCGGAGUUGUUCCUUUAUUAGUCAGCUCAACAUUGGACGCGGAAUGAAACGACACGAUAUUAUGUUAUUUAAGUUAUUAAAUGCUUCCUCUAUGACUGCUUAUUGCAUAAGUACGUUCGAAAUAGUUGGCGGUACACAGAAAGUUAAAGAAGUAACUUCCUUGCUCUCGAACUAAAUGGGUCAUAUAAAUUCCUUGUAUUAUUGGAAUUUUGCUCAAGCAAUUAUAGCCCUUAUUACUGCCAACUUCGAUUUUAAUUAAAUUAUUUAUCAAAAGUUAUUGACUUGCAGAUUAACUGUUUGUCUUUUAGUGCUUAAUUUUGUUGAAUACGUGAUUUGAAACAGAAAAAUGGAGAAUGAAUGAAAAAAAAGUUAUAUCUAGUAUAAAAUAAUAAUAAAAUAAAAACGGUUUUAUGCUAGAGAAACUUGUACCAUUUGUAUAAGUUGAUGCCCUGCUUUAACGAUUCUUAAAAGAAACAAAAUAGAAACUAAGAGACAAACAAUUAAUCAAAUAAACAUUCCUAAUAAAAUGUAUUUAUUUUGGGAAACCAAAAGUUCACUAUUAAGUAAGUGUAUUAUUAUUCUGCACCCACAGCGUAAAGCAUGUAUACUUUUAUUGUAUUUUAAACAAGUAACGUUUUAUACGUAAUUAUAAUUAUUCCAUAUUUAUUUUAUAAAAUCGUAAAUACCUAUUAAUUCUUCAAUAUUGUUUUAUAUUCUGUUUUACAUCGUCUUUAACUCUUUCAUCUUUCAAAUUAAUUCAAUUCGUUGUCGACCUUAUUGAAUCCGAAAAAUGCAUAAUCUCAUUUUAUUUUAAGGAUUUCAAGUGAAGUAAUAUGUUUUCAUAAUUUCGACAAUGUCCAGUAGAAUCGAGUUUUUUAGUUUAACCAGUAUCUAUUAUUAAUAUUACAUUUUUAUUUAAUUAAAGAAAUAAAGAAUCUCUGCUACGUUUUUAUUAGUGCUUCUAAGGGGGUGCUAAUUUAAUAGUUGUAUUUCCAUAAAUACACAAAUGAGACAGAACAUAACAUGAUUUUGAAUGGUUUAGAAAGUACAAUAAAGGCAAAAACGUAAACUCUAGCCUCAUCUAACUAGACUAGAACUAGAGAUACAGUAUCUCUUUUUUGUGUAUAGCGUUGUCCCGCUUGCUGGAUUGAGCAAGAUGGAUAGUGCGUAGAGGUCUUAAGGUUAUUAUUGAAAUAAAAUUAUAAAAUCAGCGCCUAAAUAUUAUUAUUUAUCUAAAUCUAACCAAUAUUUUUAUAGGUAGGUAUAAAAAUUUCUUUACCGAAUAAGAGUUGUUGAACUCGCAUGCAUUUACAUGAACCUUUAUUAUAUCAUAAUUUCGAGAGAACUGUAGUUACGCUGUUUAUUGUAAUAGAUGGCGCUUCCCAAUAAUAAUCAUAUUAAAAUAUAAUUAUGUAAUAAUGUCGUAUUUAGACGACGGCUAUCUAAAAUUCACACUCGGCUUUCAGCAAUUAUUUCAAAUUCUUUUACAACCAAGUGUAGAAAUAUAUGAUAGAUAAACAACUUUUGACAUAUGAUAUUCAAAUACUUUUGAUAAUUAUUUAACUACUUUUAUUGCAAUGACAAUAUAACAAUUUAUUGUGUCACAUUUUCUAAGUUUACACUUGACUGUACUACUGUGAUCGUAUCAUGAAAUCUCGAUACGAUUAAUUUGCGAAUAUUAAAGUUUUUCGAUUUUUUUAACAGCGACUUUUCGUUUCGCCUGCUUCUUUUGGGUCUUAUUAAAUUUCAAGGUCUAUGUGUAAACGGUUAGCGGAUUGUUCGGCUUAAAUCGAAUAAAUUCAAAGGUAGUUGACUAAAAUAUCACGAUAUUAUUAAUAAAUAUACCCCAAAUUUUAAGAUAAUGCAAAAUAUACCAAAUAUAUCCUGUUGAUAUUCAAAACUAAAAUUUACUGAAAUCGUUUUAGUGUAAUAUUGCUAUUAGAUGAUUUACUGUUAACUGUCAUAAAUGUGUUCAAUUCUCUUUUAGCGUUAGCAAUGUUCAAACUCAAUUAUGGGAAAAAUAUAUAAUAUUAUGAUAUAAAUUAAGUAAAUCUAAGCAAUAAACUUUGUUACACUCUAGUAAUGUUGAUUCAGAAGUAUAUUUUACAAUAUUGGACGGAUGGAAAGUGGAUCCAAUCACAACCAACAUCAACAUUUUAACCAUACUAGUCGUAUUUAUAAGGCAACUAUUUUGGCAUCAGUACUGCCUUUGUCGUGUUUUUUUUGUAGAAGGGAGCUUAUGGUAGCAUUUAAUUGUUACAACUCGCCCCAAUAAAGAUAUUUAUUAAUAAUAACCAUACCAAAUAAGGCUAUGCAACAUGCAUCUUUUAAGCAAACUGUAAGUUUUGUCAGUUGAUAUUUUAUAUUAUAGUUUUCAAAUUUAUAAUUUAUUCAAAUGUUGUUUUUUUUUUGCUUUAGUCACUAAUAAAUCAAAUUGGUUAUAAUAAAAAACCAAAUAAUAAAGUAAGUAUUAAAAAUUGCUCAUUAGUUUUAAAAAGUGCAUGUUGCUUAGACUAUUUUGAUGAGUAUAUUAAUAGAAACGCAAGAAGACAAUGUGUCCCUUUCGCAAAUUAUUUCUGACAGAAUGCGUGAGAGGAAUACAAUAUAUUGCGUUGUCCGCCGUGAUUCGUAUCUUUAUUGGCGCUGGUAAUGGAUUCCAUUUAUUUCUAUUGUUUACUGUUUACAUAGAGUUUUACAGGUAUAGCAUAAAGCAUUGAAGUAGGUAAUAGCUUUUCAAAAAUGAGACAUCAAUAUUUUCGCUUUUACCCAUACAGAGUAUUAGAGUUUCGGUUGUAUUGGAUCUGGUUUUCAUAGUUAUGUCCGCUUGCACAUUCAUAGGGAAUAUAUUACCAUAUUUAGAACGCAGCGUACACAUUUCAAAGUAUUCGCUCAUUUGCCCAAAUAUAAACUAUUCUAGCAAUGUUGAAUGUUAUUAAUAUUUUUAUUUAUGAAUUUCAUAAUGCUUCAAAUCAACACUUACGAGCUUUCUAGAAACCGUUAAUUAUACAUUAUUAUCUACUUUCUCUUUUCUCUUUAUUGAGCGGAAAUUGUAACGAUUAAUAUAUCUACAAAAUGUACAAUAAAUCGAUAUUAUAACAUUGAUGUUAUUGGAAUGUAUUUUCUCUAUUGUUUUUUAAUUUUAAUAUUAUUAAGGGAUAAAUAUGUGGAUGGUAAGGAAUAGUUGUUUUUGACAGAUUGUAAAGUCCAAUGUCUAAUGUGAAUAAAUAAAAUAAAUCAGGAAUGAACUGACAAAGUGCGAUUUAGAAUCGUGAACGAAGGGUUCCGUGCUUUCGCACGAGGUUAACAACAUUGUAUUUGCAAUACCGAUUUUUUUAAAUCGCGUAUAACAGGUGGCAACAGUUAAGGUAUGGAGGCCCCUUUAAUUUUUAUAUUUCAUCGCAAAUAAUAGGGAUGAUGACGGGGUAAAGUAAAGGAAAAUUAAUAUUUAGUCAGUCAUUUAGAUUAUCAAAAAGUAAUAGCCACUUAUUUUUUAUUCUGAUGCUUAUUUUAAAGUUGAGAGGGCUCGUGACGUCACUUCUUUGUACUUCAUUGUACUAAAACGACAUUUCAAAUCAAUAUACCCCUGUAAUGUGAAUAAAGAAAAAAUACGUGUCCAAUAUUUUUUACAUUAUCCCAUUGGCACGGAACCCUAAAAUGAACUCAUUGUGGUGUGAGUGUAAAAUGUUAAAUAUUAUUAAAUAAAAUGACCUUGCGAGAAUUACGUUUAUUAUGAUAAAAUCCUUCAUAUUUUCGGAUCGAACUUAGAAACGAUUCCAUCUGUCGAGGACAAAAUUGGGGAAAAAUAGUAUAAACUGAAGAAAAUUUUGUUAGAAAAAAAAACUAGAUUUAAAUAUCUAGCAGUUAAAUGCUCAAAAAAUAAAAUAUAUAACGAGUAUAAACUGUUUCUAGAAUUUACAUACUUUCAUAUUUUUCUCGGUUUAAUUGACUAUAAUGUAUUCAAAAUCACAGAGGUACUUUAAUUCGUGAUAAAUAUGUUUUAAUGAAUUUAAACGAUAUUUAGAUGAUCAAAAAAUAAAAAAAAUGCAUUCGAAAAAAAAUCACUCUUUUUUUAUGGACUUGGCCUUUACUGAUUUGUCAGCUUUAACUGGGAAUUGUGGUGGAAAAAUUAGCGGUGGUUGACCUAUUUGACUAGAGACGAGAUAUGAAAAUCAUAAUUGAAGUUCUGAUUCGUUAAGUAUCUAGAUAGUCGUGAUUAAUUUUACUGACAUAUAAACAAUUUACUUAUAUUAAUUAUAAGUACACAUAGUACAGCUACAUGUCAGCCCCCCCCUGGUUGGUGGCCCGUUGACAUUUAGUUAUUGUUUUUCUCUUGUGGGCCACAGCCUGCCCUGCUUGCAAGCAUAGAGCAACACGGAAGGGAGUAGUCAUGGCGAUAUUAAUACCAUUCAAAUCAUCAUGCCAUUUUUUGCAGCGGUAACAUGCAAAAAAAAACAAUUAAACGUACAUGCGUAAAACACACAAACAAUGACACAAUAUACCGCAAAAUUAUGCACACCUGUAUUACUUGUAUGCCCUUUUCGACAGAGGGGAAAGCCGUGUAUGCCUACUCCCCUUCCGGCAGCAUCGGCCGUGUUGAUUCAUGCCUGCAAAAAGUAGUAAACACAAUCACAACUUUAAUGCAGAACUUACACCAAACUUGUAUUUUAAAAUAAUCCUUAUAACGUUGUAAUAGGAGAUAUCAUUAAUUACGUGGCGAAUCAGAGCUUGUAUGUUUCCUCAUGUUUGUCUUCGUGGUUCAUUGUACUUAAUGUUAUGCGAUGCGAUCGUAUUUAGGUUGUGUUUAAACGCUAAUAAAUGUGGUUUGGGCAAUAAAUUGGAUUUUUAUUUUCAUCGUCUACUUUUGUUAUUUGGAAUUUCAAUUAAAAAGGUACAACUCGUGUCACUAAACAAAGGAAUCAAAACAGAAAAUAAUUG